Serpula lacrymans var. lacrymans S7.9 is the source of this 992-nucleotide messenger RNA. RefSeq lists its product as uncharacterized. The transcript is spliced from 6 exons. Bases 86 to 931 code for a protein of 281 amino acids. Lineage: Eukaryota; Fungi; Basidiomycota; Agaricomycetes; Boletales; Serpulaceae. The record is from RefSeq and is a predicted model, not a curated record. Gene Ontology annotation, molecular function: protein binding.
UAUGUAAGAACUUUCAUGUAAACUUCCUAUAAUCUACGCUAAUCAACUUCAAGAUCGUGUAUUUGCAGCUCAUUUUACAUUCCACAUGGUAUUUGCCAAUUUAUCGUCGCAUGAGAAAGAUGCUUUCUUUGGUUUGCUAGACGAGUAUUUUCAAGCUCGUCCAGAGAUAUUCGCUGGUGCGAGUUCAGAAGGCGGGGGAGGAGGAUUGUCUCAGGGGGCUGCUGCAUCUGCCGUCCAUCGUGCACUUGCAUCUAAUCCAGAAGCGACAUCAAGAUUGGUAUCGGCAGGACUCACUCAUGCCGGUGGAGGAGCAAGGCCAAACUCAUAUAUGGCAGCGGCUUCUAACCCAGAGGUCAGUAGUUCGAUAGGACGAGUCGCCGCCGCCUCGCUAGCAUUUUCGUCCAACAAUGCCAAAAGCCCACCACCUCCUGCUCCUCCUCGUCGAGAGUCUGGUAACGAUGCUUCGUCCGCGGACGGAGAACACAAUAAACUGGUCUCUGCUCGCAAAUUCGGAAAUGUGGAUACCUCAUCCACGAAAAACAUGUUUGGUUCCAUGAUUCGUAAGACACCCGCCGCCCCCGCUGCCGCUCCUCCCGUACCUUCGGCCUUUUCAGCGCGAAAGGGUGGAUUUGCACCACCUCCUGUGCGGCGCGGGGCCUCGGAUUCGAGUGAAGCGCGUUCGCCAUCUCCUGCCGUCCCUCCUCCUUCUCGAUAUCAAGCACCAGUUGCUCAGCAGGAAGAAGAGGAAGAAGAAGUGCAGGGAGAAUGGGCUGAAGUUCUGUAUGACUAUAGCAGCGAGGAUCCUGCGGAUAUCCAAAUCAAGGCCAAUCAACGCAUAUUAGUGACAGAGAAGUCGUCAGAGGACUGGUGGACGGGUACUGCUGAUGGAAAGCAAGGGUUGUUCCCCGCCUCUUAUGUCAGAUUACUGUGAUGCGCAGAAGCAUAUCAUCCUUCAAUCAGUAGUUCGCUGCUUUCGAGAUACGACAAUUGGC